Messenger RNA from Dufourea novaeangliae, 2303 nucleotides. RefSeq names its product testin-like (gene Tes). The transcript has 6 exons. Bases 15 to 2303 code for a protein of 762 amino acids. Gene Ontology annotation, molecular function: zinc ion binding. The record is from RefSeq and is a predicted model, not a curated record. Lineage: Eukaryota; Metazoa; Arthropoda; Insecta; Hymenoptera; Halictidae.
AAUAUUGUUUAAAAAUGGAUGAUGGAGAAUCAAAAUAUCAUCCGAAAUGGUUGUUAGAAAUAGAAAAUCGUAAAAGGAAGCCUAGAUUAGCGCACGAAGCUGGAGCAGGAGCCCCUUGUGCAAUUUGCAAUGCAACAUGCCCUGGUUUGGACCUUCAUUUUUGGAGAAAAACUUGUAAGAAUUGUAAGUGCAGCAAAGAUGACCAUGAUGUAGAUGAUGAAGACUUCCCACAAUUUGAUCUACUAUUUGGAUCCUCCAAAAAGUAUAAGAAGAAACCCAUGUUAUUACAUGUGCAUAGUGAAAAAGAACAUGCAGAAGAAGCAUUCGAAUGGAUUCCACCAGAUACAACGAAAGAACUUGCUACAGAGUACAUGAAAGCCUUACCUAUAGACAAAUUGCCCAUUAAAGGAUCAGCUGGUGCCGCUUUGAGAAGGCAGUUAUUGCAAAAACAGUUACCUCUUCAUGAUAUAGAUUCUAAAUUUUGCGACGAAUUGAGCGAACAAGAAAAAAAUCAGUUUGAAAAGUAUUUAGAAAACAUAAAGAAGUAUGUAGGGCAAGGAACAGUGACAAAGAUACUAGGCGCUCGUCCAUUUGAUCGGUCGCUAAUGACUCCUGCUAAUGCUACCGACAUGCAACCUUAUAGUCCCCGAAAUAAACCUUGCAUACAGUCAUCUAUGAUUCACUUGCGUACACCCAGCAGUUUCACGUCCAAUAAUUCGUACAAAAAAGAUUUACAUACAAAAUCGAACGACCAUGAACCGCCAACUUUGCCUAUUGCAGAAAUACUAAAUAAUUCUCGUGCCGCCUCGAUUUCUGAGAAAUGUAAUACAAUUAGUAGUAACUGUAAAAUAGUAAAAUCAGAACCAAUUAAAGAAGAUAAAGAAAUUCCAACGAAUGAUAACUUAAAAUAUUCAAAUUCUGCAGUUAUACCGUUUCAGAAUUCAUUAGAAUAUUGCGAAAAAGUAUAUAAGGAUACGUUAGAAAAUCCACCAAUCUCUCUCUUGCAUUCAGAAUCGAUUAAUGAUGAAGCCCGUAUUGCAGAAACUAUAUUAGCAGACGCAUUGCUUCCUCCAAGUAGGGUACACGCUCAUGAUAUAAUUGGUAGUACAUUAGAUGAAAAGGAUUUGAUGUUCAUACGAGAAAAACUUACAAAUAAAUAUAGCAACCAAAGAACUCAACUACAGAUACCACAUAAUGCAACCGGUUUCAGAAAAGUUUUCGAUACCAAUGAAUUGUUACAAAAUAACGUUGAAUCGCAGAACUUAAACACCGACAAUGAAAGUAACAGAACAGCUGUUAUAGCUGCCACGAAAAAUACAUCGUGUGUACCAACACUAUCGAAGGGUCGAAUUCAAACGCUAGAAAGAAACGUUAAUGAACCUACGCGAAUAGACGCAGAAAAAUAUCUAACCAACCCUAAUUCACAAACAUUUCAAUCGAUUCCUCUUGAUGUUACGAUGUCGCAUUCGAAAUCAACAAGAGAAAAUCCACUUUCAUCAGUCUCGUUACCACAAACAUGCGUGCAAUUUGCUAACAGUGAUAAUCAUCGAACAGAAUUGGGCCUUACGAUACCUUGUACUGUUAUUUAUUCCGAAAAAUUACAACACAAAACGUUCCCUUCUGAAAGUAUUGGUGGUCGAAACCAACCAGUAGAAAGUCCACUACUGAACUUACGACAUCUGAAAGGUGUAGUAGAAGAACUGACUAUGGAUCCUAUUAAUCUGCAAAAAUGCUAUAAAUGCGAAGAAACGAUACGCGUUGGCGACGUUGCUGUAAUUACGGUAAAAGCUAAAAACGUCAUGUGGCAUCCAGGAUGCUUUGUUUGUAAUAUCUGUAACGAACUACUAGUGGAUUUACUACAUUUUUAUUACAAGAACAAACUAUACUGCGGAAGAGAUUUAUCGACGCUUCUGGGAAUUCCUAGAUGUUUUGCCUGUGAUGAACUUAUUUUUGUACGAGAGUAUACUGUCGCAGAAGGGCAUAAUUACCACGUAAAACAUUUUUGCUGUUGGGAUUGUGACGUUCCCUUAGCUGGGAAGCAAUAUAUUACAGAGAAUGACCGUCCGUUGUGCCUUCCAUGUUAUCAGAACACAUACGCGAAAACGUGUCACACGUGUGAGAAGGUAAUUGCUGCUGAUCAGCAGGGUGUUACUGUAAAGGAUUUGAAUUUUCACGCGACAGGGACUUGCUUUUGCUGUUAUAUUUGUAAGAAGGAUUUAUUAAAAUCUCGAACGGCAAUUAAAGAAACAAAAUUAUUUUGCAGCAAGGAAUGCAUUGCAAAGUUUUUGCAACCGCAAAAAUAA